UCAAUGUCAUCAUCAGUCAGCUCAGCCUUCGUAUUUCAGCGGACUGAACCUCUCCUCCGACAAAUUCAUUCACCUUUCAUGCGGUCUCUUCCUUUUCCAGUCUUCCGAGUUACUAUGAUCGCCUUCCAAUCGCUCUAUUACCUUUCCUAUCAUCUUCGCAGCAGGCAGCAAUCACUGACUCAUUCAAUUAAUUUCAUCGUCCGCCUUGCCAUCAUGACACAGCCGCACAGUUUCUUUCCGUUCGGUUCCUUGACACCCUACCUUUCGCCUGUCUCCGGAUUCGAUUCACGUUGA
Periconia digitata is the source of this 294-nucleotide messenger RNA. NCBI's taxonomy places the organism in Eukaryota, Fungi, Ascomycota, Dothideomycetes, Pleosporales, Periconiaceae. The record is from the annotation of a GenBank genome assembly.